AUGGCUACUCCCCCCGGAUCAUCUGUGGGGGUUCAGGGUGAAAACCAACCGAGGUCUAUGCGAUUGAAGGUAGCAUACACAUUCGAUGAUGAGAGCAAGUCAAACUGCCUGGCACGAUAUCCUCAUCCCAUUAACAGUAGGGCCAUACAAAUUGAUAAGGACCUCCUUGUGGGAGCGGUAGAGUUUAAGACAUGCAUUUUAAGCAUGAUCUCGUCAAGUCCUGAACUGGUAGCCAAUCUUAGUCAAGACUAUUCUGUCUAUGCCUAUGAUUACUCGGAACAAGGAAUACCUCUGGUUGGCUGUGGGCUACUCUCAUGGGCAAUGACAGCUGUCAAUAACCCAAAUAAUGGAUCAGAUAACCCCGCCCCUGCUCGGCAUAUCAUUACUGGUCGUAUAUCAUGCAAUAACUUCGGGUUCUUCAGUAAUGACGAAGUAAAGGAAACAUUAGAAGUUAAAUUUAAACUCAUGCCGGUACAGACAUUUACGCAGGCCCAAUUUGUGCAGUCUGUACAUACAUACAAUGCUCUUUCAAAAGUUAUACCGGGAGGGUUUAAUGCUUCAGCUUGGACAACUUACUUAAACCAACACCCUAAUAUCCUAGCUCCACCUACACACUCCUCGUCGGCUUCUGAACCGUCACAAGCCCAGUCAAGAACUUUAGAUAAGAGCAUGCUAGCCGAAACAGAGAAGAAUCGUUCGAAGAAGAGCAGUCGGGAUGGAAAUGCAACAUCAUCAGAAGAGAAUGGAGAGCCUCCAAAGAAGAAGGUGCGAAAUUAUUCUGGGAGGCCAAGGAAGCCAAGUGGUGGACCUCGAAAGAAGGCUACUGCAGCUCUGCCUCCUGUCCCCCUUUCUCCGAUACCAGAGCUCUUUACAUCUCCCAUGGAAAAAUUUAAGGAACCGUUGGAUGUUCCACAGGAUGCAACCCCUCAACCAGUUGAAGUACCUGCGGAAACCACGGGGCAACUCUCUAUAUCGUUUAAUGCCGAGAUCUUCUCCCCGGAAAAUGAAAACUCCCCGGCCCCUCAGACUGUCAACUCCACCAUCAUGGCAUCAUCUCCCCCGAUUGCACCAGAGGAAGCCGCCGAAGAAACCAAUGCCGAAUUUUCACCAGAACCUACAAGUCCGGUCCUGCCCUCGUUGCCUCCUAACGAAGAUGCUCAACAUACGCCGCAAGAGUAUCAUCAAGACGUGGAGUCUCUGUUUGAGGAUCCAAAUUUUGAAGAUGUCAAACCAGAUGUGGCAAAUAUCGGGUCGCCGUUUGUCGAGCCCCCUGCGCGGCCUCCAAUCCCAGCGACAGACCAAGAAACCGCAUUAUUGACAGCCCUGAAAUUUCCCACUAUUAAUAGGCUAAGUACAUUGCCUGAUGACAUGACUGAAACUGCUGCACCUUCCCCCAGCACAUUCAGCGAAGCCCCAAAACCAAAACCAAAACCAAAGCGAAAAUACCCCAAGAAGGCCAAGUCAGUAAUAGAUUCCGGCACUAUUAAUUCGGAUGCCGUAGCCUCUAGCGAUAUCGGAGAGGAUGGAGGGAGGAAAAUAAAACGAUCAAAAAGCGAGAAAGCUGCUCGUACAGCUGCCAAUGUGAAGGAACGUAUCCAUGCUCAAAUGCUUGCCGCGAUAGAGCAAGGAAAGAUGCCGAACUUUUGCGUGAAUUGUGGGGCUAUCGAAACACCAACCUGGCGAAAGGUUUCAACGAAGGAUGAAAGCGAAGAAGCAGAGGCAGAAGGUGAUGCUAAAUCGAAGAAAGACAAAGACAAAGAUUUACUACUUUGUAACCCAUGCGGAUUGUGGUAUGGCUCGCACAAGACCAUGCGGCCCCAGGAUUACUGGGAUGGGAAGAAGGAGGAGCCUACGCCAAAAAGGCCGCGACCAAAGAAGAAAAAGGCCUUGCUAACCCCUGCUGCUUCAAGCCAAGCUCAGAAUUCAGAGGUUUGCAUAGAACCGAUUGUUGUACCUGAUGAGGAUGAAGAGGAACUGCCAAUGCCUCCUCCCCAAGUACCUGUGCAGAAGAGACAUUCCAUGACACCCAAAGGGAACAGGUCUGUUAGAGGUAGUGACCCUGAUUGGGAAGCAGCCUCUGUAGCGUCGAGGCGUGUCGUUCAAUCUAGCCCUGCCAAGCGUGGCCUCAGCGCAGACAGCCCCAUCGAUUUGGAAGCUGACACAAAUAUACAAUCUCCGCGGCGACUUCUGUUUCCCGUUAAAGUAAUCCCUAAUUGUUCGUCUAUUCGAAAAACAUUAAACCCUGGGAAUGCCACUCACCCCAAAGGUUUAGGAUCCGAACUUGAGAAGGAAAACCGUGUUCCCGAUGCUGCUUCUCCUGAUAAUGGGAGUGAAGAUCAACAACUAGCUACACCCAUUAAAAAGAGGGGUGUUUCCUUACAGCCUAGGACGCCUUUGAGCUCACCUAUGAAGCCUGGCAAACUGAUUUCGCCAUCACCGUGGAACGCUGAUAUUUUCGCUCCUGGGGGGAAGAGAAAGGCAUGCGGUAGCCUUAUUCAAGCCACUCCUAAAGGACAGACCACCCAAACGGCAGUUCAGUCCUCACUCUCUCCCACAUCGCAGCUCCUAGAAAAAAUCAUGACAAUGGCAGAUCCUAUGACACUCCCGCUAGACCUCGGUGCCCAUUUACCGGACGAUCUUCCCAGACUUUCCCCCUUUGAUACCACCAACAAUUUCGAUUUUGGCGACAACAUAUUUGAGACAGACAUGACUAUGCCAAGUUCGCCGCCACCUUUAUUCAAUCUUGGUGACGGAAUGGAAGAUGAGGUAAACAGCUGGGGAGGGUUUCUACCAUCCAGUCCAGAGUUCAACGAAAUAGACUAUGGAUUAGAUAUAUUUGAGGAUAUGGGAAUCGCCGCUCCGGUGGAUGGUGAAAGUAUGAAGAGUGAAAAGUCUAGCAGUGCUGGGACGACGCCAGAGGAAGUGGCAAUUACGGUAGAUUUCUCAAGCUAUAUUGAUGAGGCUACAAAAAAUCUCGUGGCAAACACUUGA
Messenger RNA from Morchella importuna, 2991 nucleotides. RefSeq lists its product as uncharacterized. Gene Ontology annotation, biological process: regulation of transcription by RNA polymerase II; silent mating-type cassette heterochromatin formation; rDNA heterochromatin formation. The record is from RefSeq and is a predicted model, not a curated record. Lineage: Eukaryota; Fungi; Ascomycota; Pezizomycetes; Pezizales; Morchellaceae. The coding region runs from base 1 to 2991 and encodes 996 amino acids. Gene Ontology annotation, molecular function: zinc ion binding; sequence-specific DNA binding. The transcript has 3 exons.